Molecule: messenger RNA, 766 nt
Organism: Panicum virgatum (switchgrass)
Lineage: Eukaryota; Viridiplantae; Streptophyta; Magnoliopsida; Poales; Poaceae
Product: chaperonin-like RBCX protein 1, chloroplastic
Exons: 6
Coding region: 16-591 (191 amino acids)
Biological process (GO): ribulose bisphosphate carboxylase complex assembly
Molecular function (GO): protein folding chaperone
Source: RefSeq, a predicted model, not a curated record
CUGCGCUUUUUGGUCAUGGAGUGCAGCGUCGCGCUUCCGAUCCCGCUCCAGGGCGCCGGAGCCGUCGGGGCGCGCCGGCGCGGCGGCGUCCCCGUGCAGGCGCUCUGGAGGACGGCGGAGCGGCGGCGGCUCGCGGGUGCCGUGACGCCGGCGAGGUGCAGCAAGAUGUAUGUUCCCGGCUUUGGAGAAGGCUCGCCGGAGAGGAAGGCGGCGACUAACCUCCAGCACUUCAACUACGUCGCCGUCAGGGUUGUGCUCGCACAGCUUGAGAGUUACAAUCGGGAAGCAUAUUUUGAGCUGAAGGAGUUCGUCAGCCGCACCUCUCUGAAUGACGCUGAAAUUUUCUGCAAAAAGCUGAUACGCGAGUCUCCAAGGCUGAAGGGACUAGCUAUGAGGAUUCUGGAGGUCCGAUCUGCUUAUGUUAAGAGUGAUUUCGAGUGGGACAACCUGAAGAAGUUAUCCUUCAAGAUGGUUGACGAUGCUAAUACGAAGCUCAUGACGGACUAUGUCUUGGAGGUCAGCCACAUCGAAGACGAAAACUAUAACAUCAAUUGGUUUUUCUUGAGCCUUGCAAUGGUAUUCCAUGUAUAGAAGAAGGCUUGUAUGUUUAAUUGUAUAUAAAUGUGUGUACGUUAUGGAGCACUUGCUCACGAAACUUUACUGUAGAUAGAUACUAGGCAUAACGCGGACCAGCAAGUGCAAGUGGCAUGUACCUAUGGUUAACUUAAUAAAAGUCAUGCACCAUGUUACAUUGUUACUAUCUCAA